Molecule: messenger RNA, 1784 nt
Organism: Anastrepha ludens (Mexican fruit fly)
Lineage: Eukaryota; Metazoa; Arthropoda; Insecta; Diptera; Tephritidae
Gene: alpha-PheRS
Product: phenylalanine--tRNA ligase alpha subunit
Exons: 1
Coding region: 79-1566 (495 amino acids)
Biological process (GO): phenylalanyl-tRNA aminoacylation
Cellular component (GO): cytoplasm; phenylalanine-tRNA ligase complex; cytosol
Molecular function (GO): phenylalanine-tRNA ligase activity; tRNA binding; ATP binding
Source: RefSeq, a predicted model, not a curated record
GUCAAAUUUGUUGGCUUCCAAUACUAGCACGCGAUAAAUGCUGAUUAAGUUGUGAGUUUUGGUUUUACUUGAACAAAAAUGCAUCCAGAUCUUACGGAGCGUAUAUUGCAACACUUGGAAGGUAAUGAAAAAGUCAGCACAGUUGACUUAGCUAUAUUGUUUGGCGUAGAUCACCAGAAAAUUGUUGGUGCCUUGAAAAGCAUUGAAGCUCAUGGCGAAUUAGUAAUCGCUGAACCCACUUUAGCGAAAAGCUUGGAAUUGACGGAUGAGGGGCAAAACGUAAUGACAAAUGGCAGCCACGAAGCAGUACUUUAUGGAGCUGUGCCAUUGGAAGGUAUUGUCCAAGAGGAACUUAUGCAGAGUAGUCCGAAUGCGAAGUUUGGUUAUAGCAAAGCUAUGUCCCUUGGUUGGAUCUAUUUAGACAAGUCGGUUAGUCCACCACUUGUCAAGAAAAAAGUAGAAAAAAUUGAAGACACAGUGAAGAAAUCCCUUGAGGAAAUUUCGAAAAAUAAAACAGAUCUUCCACCUCAUGUUAUUAAAGAAUUUAAAAAGAGAAAGCUACUGCAAGAGAUUACAACGAAAAGUUUUAUAUUGAGCCAGGGGAAUGAAUUCGCCACAACAUUGACGAAGUUGGAGACAGAUCUGACUGUCGAUAUGCUCGCCAGCGGCUUGUGGAAGGACCUAAAAUUCAAAUCAUAUAAUUUCGAUGCUCUGGGCGCAGCACCUGUUCGUGGCCAUCUGCACCCGUUACAAAAAGUGCGCACAGAAUUUCGACAAAUAUUUUUGGAAAUGGGUUUCUCGGAGAUGCCCACAAAUAACUUUAUUGAGUCGUCAUUUUGGAACUUUGAUGCAUUAUUUGUGCCACAGCAACAUCCAGCGCGCGAUGCUCAGGAUACUUUCUUUAUUAGUCAUCCAGCGAAAAGCUACAAAUUUCCACAAGAGUACUUGAAACGUGUGCAAGAAGUUCAUUCAAGUGGUGGUUACGGCUCCACAGGCUAUGGCUAUGAUUGGAAAUUGGAAGAGGCGCAACGAAAUACACUACGCACGCACACUACAGCAGUAAGUGCUCGAAUGCUGUAUAAGUUGGCCAAUCAGCCGGAGGGAUUUAGGCCAGUAAAAUACUUUAGUAUUGACAAAGUGUUCCGAAAUGAAACAUUGGAUGCUACACAUUUGGCAGAAUUCCACCAAGUGGAGGGGGUGGUAGCAGAUAUCGGACUUACACUAGGCGACUUAAUUGGCACCCUUUACGAAUUCUUUCGCAAACUUGGUAUUGAAAAGCUGGAAUUCAAGCCAGCUUAUAAUCCUUAUACGGAACCAAGUAUGGAGAUUUUCUGUUUUCAUCCAGGACUUAACAAAUGGAUUGAGGUUGGUAAUUCAGGUGUUUUUCGACCAGAGCUUUUAUUACCAAUGGGUUUGCCGGAAAAUGUAAAUGUUAUUGCUUGGGGUCUGUCGUUGGAACGACCUACUAUGAUAAAGUAUGGUAUUAAUAAUAUUCGAGACUUAAUCGGUCCUAAAGUUGACCUUAAAAUGGUAGAAGAAGGACCAAUCUGUCGUCUGGAUAAAUAAAAAAUACUAGGUCUUGCUGGAGAUAUUAAUUAAAAAACUGUAUAUUUGGACAACUAUGUAAAUGCAUUAAUGCAAAUUAUCAGUCCCUUUUAUUUCCAAACUUAUUCGAAAUGCCCAAUUUGAUUAAAUUAAUUGUAAAUGAUUAAUAGGGCUUGGAUGCGCAUGUUUGGCAUUAUAAUCUCAGAUUAUUUAGAAAUAAAAGCUAAAAAUAGAUUGCA